Messenger RNA from Bursaphelenchus xylophilus (pine wood nematode), 646 nucleotides. Lineage: Eukaryota; Metazoa; Nematoda; Chromadorea; Rhabditida; Aphelenchoididae. The record is from the annotation of a GenBank genome assembly.
AUGUCCUCCUACGUCGCACAUGAUUUGGAGUCCCGCAAACGCCAUCUCCGACAGCUGGCGGCGAAGCGACGAGAAUUGAUGGAAGCUUUGGAGAAUUUGGAAACCCAAAUCUACAACUUUGAAGCCUCAUACCUCCAAGAAACCAGCGACCUCGGCAAUAUUGUGAGAGGUAAGGGAUUUUCACAUUGAUUUUUGACGUUUAGAAUGCUGUUUGAGAAUGAAAAUUAAAAAAAAAUUUUUUUUGAAAUUGUGAAAAAUUCCAAAUUUUCACAAAAAAAAAUCGGCGAUUUUUCCAGGAUUCGACGGCUACGACAUUGCCAACCCAAAUCCCAUCCCCGCGCCGCCGCCAAUCGGCCAAAAGCGCGCGUUCACGGAGGAGGAGCGCAUCUUCUCCUUGUCCUCCACCACUUCCCCCGUCUGGGAACGCAUCAAAGACCCCAACUUUAAGAUCCCAAUUGAGCCAACAGCCCCGGCCACCGCCAAAUCCACCGACAUUUCCACCCCACCCAGCUCGGCACCCCCAACUCCGGGCCCGGCGCCGAAGAAGAUGAAAUACGCGAAGAAUGAGGAAGAAGAAGAGGAAAAACCCGCAACCAAGAAGAUUAGAGGCCGAUUGCCAAGGAGAAAACGAGCCGGCAAGGAGUAG